UCGGUCAGUGUCUGUCAAACAGCGGCUCACUGGGGGCAGUCUUAUUGGCUUUUUAUGGCACUGAUUGAAUUGGAUUUUGAGGUUAUAAAGUUUACCUGUAUUAGUGUGUGUCAGUGUAAUGCUCCACAAUUCUUCAAUAUUGUAGACUAGGCUAAUAAUGAUAUAAUUGAAUCUGGAGCAGAACUAAUAUGGGCAAUUGUAAACUAUUCCUGAAAUCGUAUUUUUUUAUUGAACACUUAUAGUAUGUAGGUUGUAAAGCAGAUAAAUUCUGUUCUCUGUGAAAAUUUUCUCAUAAAUGUAAUGUUUUUAUUGUUAUUUUGACCCUUAGAAAAUCAUUUCCAGCACAUCUAAUGUGGAAAAUUGGUUGGGGAAAUUAAAACAGUGAUGGAAGGUGAAUUGAAUGCCUUUUUGUUGCUCAUUUAAUAAACAAACCAUUAUUUUAUGUUGCACACCAUCUUGAAUUAUAAUUUACAUACAGGGCUGGCCCUAGCCUUUUGGAGGCCCUAAGCGAGAUUUGGUUGCAGUCCCCACCCACCCACCUUACAGGCAAAACAUUUUAGUGGCCCCCCUCUUGAUGAUGAGGAGAAAAAUGUCUGUUUUAAAGUUGAUUUCCUUUUUACACAUUUUGCCUUGGGGAGUAGAGAAAAUGUUGUACAUUUAAAGCAAGCUUUCUGCAAUUCUACACAUUUUGCCAUUGGAUGGAGAGACAUUUAGAGUUUUUAUAGCUAAUUUCAAGAAAUUCCACAAAUGUUAUCAAGAAUAUUGCCAUCAAACUGGGCAAAACCUGGUUGAAUCAAUGCUGUUUCCAUGUCAUUUCAACGACAAAAAAGUCAAUACGAAAAACUGAUUGGAUUUGCAAAAAGUCAUCAAUGUAAAGGAAGAGUCCCCCCCCCCCACCUUUGAACCUAAAUUCAAUGACGUGAUUUUUGUUGUUGAAUUCACAUUAGUUGACAACUCAACCAAAUGUAAAUUAAGAAUAGACGUUGAACUGACGUCUGCGCCCUGUGGGAUGUUAAUGAUAUCUGAGUGAGAGUGGCAAACAAAUUAAAUUGGUGCCCCUGGAGGCAUAUCCUGCAUGCCCGGUCAGUAUUCGGCCAUGAUUACUACAAGUUUAGAUAUCUGGCUAGAGUAAUUUACCAAUCUCAGAAUUGUUGUCAGUAGCUAUGAAAUAUGUGCAUUUACCCACCAGUGGUGUGUUCCCACCAAACUGACUUGUUGCGAAACUCUACAGAUAGUUGGUAACAAACUGUGGCGUUAAAUUGCGAAUGUGUUCUUGACACAUGUGUUCUAGCCAACAGCGAGGCUACGUGAUGAGAUUAUUAUGGAUAAGGACAAGAAUAUAUUUUUUUGUCCAACGGCAGUCAAGCAUUGCUCAUCAUGUCACCAGAAUAAUAUCACUCUACAUUUAUUGGAAAGGAGCGUCAAGCUCAUCCCUGUGCCCUUUCAGGACCCUGGGAAGUUCAUCACACUUGAUUUAAUCUGUAGCUCAACAAACUGCAUGGUUUCCCGUGUCUUCGCCGGAGGACCACACACCAUAUCAUCACUUUUACACCCUUGGCGCUGUGCUUUUGAUGGCGUUCUUGCAGAGGACUGGAGACUACUGCCACGCUCAACAUCCCAGAGCAUAGGCUGAUCCAGGGGAGGAUGCCCACUGCUCUGCCUUGUCCGCCUAAUACCCUGCACUGAUCCCUGGGUACCAACGCAUCGAGGGCUCCCUGCCUCCCAGGACUCUGCACACCCUAGGUCUGUCACUCUAAGACCCUCUCUCAGGAACCCUAAUGGGAUGAUUGGACUAACUAUUCCACGACUCUUCAGUGAAAGCCCAAGACCUCAUCUAAACCAACCACAGUGACCCUCCCAAGGAUCGACCAACCCGAGGACAGACUUGUAUUUUCUAUUGUCUUAAAGGAGGGACAGGACUGAGAACGUCUGCAGGAGUUUAGCCCACCAGCGACCGUGGCCACCGUGGACAACCAGUUUGUGGUCCCCUUGCGUCCCUGUCCGUGUUGCGUUCGCCCCCCCAGCUGGGUAAGGGUUGUCAACAUGGCCCGUAUGAACCGUCCGGCGCCGGCCGAGGUGUGCUACAAGAACAUGCGGCUGCUCAUCACGCACAACCCCACCAACUCCACCCUCAACAGCUUCAUCGAGGACCUUAAGAAGUACGGAGCCACGACGGUAGUGAGAGUGUGUGAGGUCACCUAUGAUAAGGCUCCAUUGGAGAAGGAUGGCAUCACCGUGGUGGACUGGCAGUUUGACGACGGUGCGCCCCCUCCCUCUAAGGUGGUGGAGGACUGGCUGAGUCUGCUACGGUCUCGUUUCCUGGAAGACCCAGGCUGCUGCGUGGCCGUGCACUGUGUGGCUGGACUGGGCAGAGCCCCGGUGCUGGUGGCGUUGGCACUGAUCGAGAGUGGGAUGAAGUAUGAGGAUGCCAUCCAGUUCAUCAGACAGAAGCGCAGAGGGGCGAUCAACAGCAAGCAACUGACCUACCUGGAGAAGUACCGCCCCAAACAGAGACUGCGCUACAAAGACCCACACAUCUUCAAGAACAAGUGCUGCAUCAUGUGACCCCCAUUUCCACCCUCAGCCAAUCAACUGCCUGCCACCUGAUCGAUCUGACCCGAAUGGAUAACGACGAUGGACGAGUCCACAGCCAAUGCACUUUGUGACUGAACUAUGAGAACUAUGAAUCAUGGAGUGAGCUAAGCAGCUCCACCAGGGGAAGGGUGUGAUGAGUCUCCCUGGUGCCUAAAGAUGGCUCUUACUGAGGGGGCCGAUGGAUCAAGCCCUCCUUGAAUCUGACUUUUUAUCCAAGAGCCAGCCGGAGGUAGUUUGGAAUGGAUGGUGGAUGUGGCACAGGACGUUGACACUCGCCACAUUGAACACCGUCAUCACCAUGAGGUUGUGCCUCGCUGCAAAGUAUUUGACUUGCAGUUGACUUUGUCAUUGUACCUCCAACGCCCCCUUGCUACCAAAUGGUGGUAACGCCUCAAAUCAUUGUCUGAAAGAGAGACAGCUUUAGCUGUAUGAAUAUGAAACCAAUGUGAAUCAUGGGGGAGGGGGAAUGUUUGCCUGGUUGCCCUUUCUCUCUCUGCCUACAGUAGGGGGACUGAGCUGUUUUCUGUUCACUCCUUGUUCCAAGGUUAAUGCUAUCCGGAAUCCUUGGGCCAUCCUUAACCCCAACCAUAACCCUUACCUAACCCCAACCAUAACCCUUACCUAACCCCAACCAUAACCCUUACCUAACCCCAACCAUAACCCUUAGCAUUUUAAAUUUAAACUUGAAUAGAGAGAAAUAGUAAUGGUCUUUUUGUAGCCACUAACUCUGCCGUGGUUCGUUGGACAAAGCCUAUGGGGAAAUUAAUGCCAUUUUGUUGGGUUUUUGGAUUUGGAUUUUGAAGCAUUUAUGUAAUCAAAAAUGUGCAAAACGGCUUCAUCUAUAAAGGUCAUGUUAACUGACUGAUAUUAUCUCAUAGAACAAAACAUAAAAUCUCCUAAACCUGUGUUAACCUUGACCUUAUUUUAGGCUUUUAUCUCAAAACCUUAUUCUUUCCCCAUUUUAUUUUCCACAUAGGCUAUGGCUGAACGAACCUAAGGUAGCUCAUUUUCGUUUUUUAGGACUACAACCUGGCGAGCUCUAUGGGGUGACGUCGGAGUUGGACGUCCCAAGGAUACCGGAUAGCAAAGACCCUUGUUCCAAUGCCCUGAUAAUGUGUUUACUGUAAUAUAUUUUUGUCAUGAUGCUUCUUUCUAGCUUUAAUAUUCAGUGGUGUUGCAGAUGAGAACAGGUGGGAAGGUUAUAGGAAUAAGGUGGGGUGCACUUGGAUAAUAACCAACAGGUUUAUUUAUACUGUACCUACACUAUGUAAUUGAUGUUAGGACAGGUAGGACUAUUCACUUACACUGGCUCGUGUGGCAAAUGGGUGUAUGGGACAAAGUAGGGUGACGUUGCCCCUAGAUGCUGAUCUUGGGUCAGUUUAGCAUUUUCCCCACUAAUGGUUAAGGUUAGGAUUGGUUGAGGGUAAGCUGAUCCCAGAUCUGUACCUAAGGGACACACCACCCCAGAGUGUAUGGGACACUGUGAGUGGAGCACACCUGGGUGGCUCUAUGUUCAUAUCUUGUACUGAAACGUGGCCCUCUCUUUCUCUGCACCAUGCUUUUUGUUACAUGGAGGCUGUAUGCUGAAUCUACCCACAUGGAGUAAAAUGUUGUUGAAGUUUAGGGUCACAGUGGCCUUUCGAGGGCCCUUUGAUUUAACCCACCCGCCCCCAUCUGCAUAGCUGGUUAGGCCUACACAAAAUGAAUGCACAUCAUGAAUUGUUGUUUUCUAGUUACUAGCCCAGUUUCACUGAUAUCAGGUCAACUCUUGUACAGGUGUAGUUAGUUUACACCUCACCAGACAGACACACAGCCUCGUCUCUGUUCUCCGCAUUGAAAGUCGCCUUCUUCUGUCAGCCUUUGAAGAAACCACCUUCAGUUGUAUAGAAAUAAUAAAAUAUUUCAGUCAUCCACUGUC
Molecule: messenger RNA, 4513 nt
Organism: Oncorhynchus gorbuscha (pink salmon)
Lineage: Eukaryota; Metazoa; Chordata; Actinopteri; Salmoniformes; Salmonidae
Product: protein tyrosine phosphatase type IVA 3
Exons: 6
Coding region: 2044-2565 (173 amino acids)
Biological process (GO): protein dephosphorylation
Cellular component (GO): nucleus
Molecular function (GO): protein tyrosine phosphatase activity
Source: RefSeq, a predicted model, not a curated record